Messenger RNA from Pochonia chlamydosporia 170, 1443 nucleotides. Its product is annotated as ALDH-like protein. The record is from RefSeq and is a predicted model, not a curated record. Gene Ontology annotation, molecular function: aldehyde dehydrogenase (NAD+) activity. The coding region runs from base 1 to 1443 and encodes 480 amino acids. The transcript has a single exon. Lineage: Eukaryota; Fungi; Ascomycota; Sordariomycetes; Hypocreales; Clavicipitaceae.
AUGGCAAUUGGACAUAUCGAGACUCGUCUUCAUAUCAAUGGAGAAUGGGUCUCGGGCAAGAAUGGCAAAACUUUUCCAACGGUUAAUCCUGCAACCGAAGAGAAAAUUGUCGACGUCCACGAGGCCGACUCCCAGGAUGUGGACCUCGCAGUGGCCGCAGCGCAGCAGGCAUUUCCGGCAUGGAGGGAUCUGUCUGUGUUUGAAAGAGCAGAAAAGUGCCUCAAAUUGGCUGAACUCAUUGACAGAGACAGAAAUGAGAUUGCACGACUUGAGGCCUCAAACAUGGGAAUACCGGUAUCUGCAUAUUUGCCAUGCAUAUCAGGCGCCAUCGACGGCAUAAAACAUGCAACAGGGUUGGCACACGAUAUCCAUGGAGAAACAAGUUUGAACACGCCUGGAUUUGUCACCUUUACUCUGCGACAGCCCUUUGGUGUUUGCGCAGCAAUCAUCCCAUGGAACGUGCCCAUCAUCAUGUGGUGUGGCAAGGUGAUUCCGUGUGUGGUAACGGGAAACACCAUCGUCCUCAAGUCUUCUGAGAAGGCCCCUCUGACGUCGUUGAAGUUGGCAGCUUUGGCAUCCGAAGCUGGCUUCCCGCCCGGAGUCAUCAACGUGUUGUCUGGCUUUGGUCAUUCCGCCGGUCAUGCGUUAUCCAGCCAUAUGAAUGUUCGCAAAAUCUCAUUUACGGGUUCGACUCGUGCCGCGAAGAUGGUCAUGGAGGCAGCUGCAAAGAGCAAUAUGAAGAGAGUUUGCGUUGAGACUGGAGGCAAAAAUCCGGCCAUCAUCUUCGACGACGCAGACUUGGACAAGGCGGCUGAGUCUGUUGCCGCAAGCAUACAGUUUAACUCUGGGCAGAUUUGUGUCUCUAACUCGCGCAUAUACGUUCAAAAGGGAGUCUUUUCGCAGUUUGUAGACUUGUUCAAACCCAAAUUCAUCGACGUAGCAGCGGGUGAUCCAUGCGUUGAAUCGACAAACUUUGGACCCCAAGUCGACAAAGCGCAAUUCGACAACAUUCUCAAACUCAUUGACGAGGCAAAGACAGAUGGUGCUUCCUUGGUGUCUGGCGGCCGCCGAGCCAAGGACAAGGGCUUUUACAUUCAGCCUACCAUCUUUGUCCAAGUACCGAAAAGCGCAAACAUUAUGAAGACAGAAGUCUUUGGGCCGGUCGUGGCCAUCCAGCAGUUUGACACCGAAGAGGAGGUAAUCGAAGAGUCUAAUGACACAAACUACGGUCUUCACGGCACAGUUUUCACACGAGACGUGUCACGCGCGUUUCGGCUAGUAAAAGCAUUUGAAGCAGGCAUGAUCACGGUGAAUUGUAGCAGCGAAGCAGGCCCUUAUGACAUGCCAUUUGGCGGCUGGAAGGAGUCAGGUACAGGUAGAGAAAACGGUCGUAUGGGUUUAGAAUCUUACUACGAAGUGAAGUCGGUGACUCUGAAGCUUUAG